Apiotrichum porosum is the source of this 1902-nucleotide messenger RNA. RefSeq lists its product as uncharacterized. The record is from RefSeq and is a predicted model, not a curated record. Gene Ontology annotation, biological process: transmembrane transport. The coding region runs from base 1 to 1902 and encodes 633 amino acids. Lineage: Eukaryota; Fungi; Basidiomycota; Tremellomycetes; Trichosporonales; Trichosporonaceae. Gene Ontology annotation, molecular function: transmembrane transporter activity. The transcript has 7 exons.
AUGCGGGGAGUCGCAGGCCAUGCGAUUGUAUUUGAACGAAGCUCUGCAGGCGUAUGCGCUGCGGAUAACAACGGCAGUUCCAAUAAACAACCGGGUAAUUGGAUGAUUGUCCAGUUGUCAGCGUCCUGGCGAUCGGCUGUGGAGAAUGAAAAGAACACGGCGCGCACCGUUGCCAGUGCUUUACCCCACCAAAGGUUCCUAAACCUCUACACCACCACACCCAGCUCACUUGAUUGCAGAGUUAUGGCUAAGCACGACGACCUCAGGGACGCCCUUGACGUGCCGGGCACCACUGUCAUUCUCGACGACGCGGCCGAGGCAUCUGGCAAUGACAACUUUACUCUUGUCCCCGCGCCCUCGUCGGACCCGCGAGACCCCCUCAACUGGAGCCAGAAGCGCAAAUGGCUUCAACUCGGGUGCAUGGUUGCCUAUGUCUUGGCAGCGUGUUUGGUCGCUGGUUGUUUGUAUGCCAUUUACGAGCCUGUCAGCGAAGCUACUGGACUUUCACUGGACAACAUCAACACCGGUGUCGGAUUUGCCUACCUGGGCCAGGGACUUGGAGCGUGCUUCACCCUUCCACUCAUGAUCGCCAUAGGCAAGCGCCCAGUCUACAUUGUUAGCUGCUGCUGCCUGGUCAUCUUCCCGUUUUCCCUGCCCCACAUUCCCACAAACGGUGCAUGGAUCGGCCUCUGCCUCGUCAACGGCUUUGUCGCGUCGCCGCUCUUUGUGGGACCCGAGGCAUCGCUGUCUGAUGUGUUCUUCUACCACGAGCGUGCUCUCCCCUUUGGUAUCUACGUGGCCACCACUUACGGUGGUGCCGUGUUGGCACCCGUGUUUAGUGGCUACAUUUACAACAGUCUUGGAUGGCACGGCCCUCCCUACAUGGCUGGUGGAUUCGCCGGCAUUGUGGCAAUUUUCCUGUUUGUGUUCCUCGAGGAGACCAACUUCAAGCGCGACACCGACCCCGUCAAGCCCGAGGAGACCGCCACACACAUUACGUCCACCAGCGCGUAUGACAAGGAGGGCGACAAGUCGUCCGCCAUCGUCAAGGUCGCCGACACACACGACAUUCGCGUCGGUGUCCACGCAUACGACCGCAUCGUGUCCCCAUACCCCGGCCCUCGCCCGUGGAACAUGUUCACCGUGUCAAAGUACGCUGGCGGCAUUCUGCUCCGCGGCAUCGUUUACCCGUUCUUGAUGCUUCCUCUCCCCAUCACACUCUUCACCGGCCUCAUCUUUGGCAUCUACCAGAUCUUCUUCAACUGCAUGGCCGCACUUUCGUCGGGUGUCCUCUCCGCCGAGCCUUACAACAUGGCACCCACCAGUGUCGGCCUCACCUUCCUCUCGCCCUUCCUGGCCAUUGUCCCCGGUGCCAUUCUCGGCGGUUGGGUGUGUGACCGCUGGACGGUCCGCUGCGCGCGCCGCAACGGCGGUGUCUCGGAACCAGAGCACAAGCUCUGGCUGAUGAUUGUCCCCACCAUCCUCUCGCCUCUUGGCCUCAUCAUGAUGAGCCUGGGUGUCGCGUACAAUGCUCACUGGAUGGUCUUUGUCGCGGGCGAGUUUGUCCUCACUGUCGCUGGUCCCCUGGCGACUCUGUUGUGCCUGACGUACGCGUUCGACAGCUUCCACUCGAUGCACCCUCGCGAAAAGGAAGGACCCCGUGCCGACGUCCAACAGGCGGCACCGUACCUCCUGAGUCUCAUCGUGUUCGGCAUGUGCAUGACGUUCGGCUUUAACUAUGCCAUCACCGCCUGGGCCUUUACUUGGGGCUUCAAAAACUUUGCAUGGUCCAGUGUGCUCGUCGCGACCCUCAUCAACGUCUCGUCCUUUGGAAUGAUCAAAUUUGGCAAGCGGCUCCGCCGCAGUGGAGCUAGGUACUACAACUGGGUUAUCAACUUGUAA